CCUCCUCGACAGUUACGAAUUUCAUGCUUCUCCCUUCCCACUGCCAGUGGGCAAUGGGUAAUAUUCAAUCGAGAGCGAUGCACCUUUUUAAGUAUUUCUCGCUGCGCGUCGAUUGGCGUCUCCCGUGUUAUGCAUCACAUCUCGCGAUCACUGCACCGAGGCCGUGUCUAACCCCCUUCUACCUCCAUUUAUGUGUCCUGCAGAGUCAAGCAUAAUCUCGUCUCGCCAAUGGCUGGACGUCUGGCGGCCAUAAGUCGUGCGAGACCUUCCCAACAUGGUGCAUAGCGAUAUCACGAGCUUUAGUGGUGGCUGCAAAGUGGGCCGACAACGAAAAAGCCCGUCUGACUUGAACUGUCUUGAACGCUCCAGCCCGCGCCCUGCCGGCUCUCGACUACUCUCCUUGCCCGCUCAUAAGCUGCCGGCGUGCCAUGGAGUUCGCAAGCUCGUCGUCCAGCAUGUCCUCCAACCACUACGACGUGGUCAUCGUCGGCGCCGGCAUCGCAGGCUGCGCGCUCGCCCAGGCCCUCUCCACCCUCAAGCGUCCCGCGCCCCUCCGGAUAUGCCUCCUCGAACGCUCGCUCGCGGAGCCGGACCGCAUCGUCGGCGAGCUCCUCCAGCCGGGCGGCGUCGAGGCGCUGCGCAGGCUCGGCAUGGCCGCCUGUCUCGAGGGCAUCGACGCUAUCCCCGUGCGUGGCUACUGUGUCGUGCUCGACGGCAAGCCCGUGCACAUCCCCUACCCGGACGGCUACGAGGGCCGCAGCUUCCACCACGGCCGCUUCAUCCAGUCGCUCCGCAAGAAGGCGCAGGCGGCGUUGGGCGUGGAGACGGUCGAGGCGACGGCGUCGGAGCUGGUCGAGUGUCCGACGACCGGGCGCGUGCUGGGCGUGCGCGCGACGCGGAGGGCCGAGGGCGGCGAGCAGGCGGCACAGAAGGAGACGUUCCUGGCCGACCUCACGAUCGUCGCGGAUGGCUGCUUCUCGAACUUCCGGAAUGCGGUUUUGGACGGCGCAGGCAUGAAGCCCGUCACGAAGAGCCAUUUCGUCGGCAUCGUGUUGGAGGACGCGGAGCUCCCCAUACCGAAGCACGGAACGGUCGUCCUGGUGAAGGGCCAUGGGCCCGUCCUUCUCUACCAGAUCGCGGGGCACGACACACGGAUGCUCGUUGACCUCAAGACCCCUCUUCCCUCUGAUAUCAAACAAGUAAUCCUAGACGAGAUUGUACCACAACUCCCCACCACACUCCAAGACCCAGUUUCCACUGCGCUCUCAAAAGACCGAAUCCGACGCAUGCCCAACACAUUCCUUGCGCCGGCCGAGCAGGGCCAGCGCACGAAGGAGGGCGUCUUCCUCGUCGGUGACUCGUGGAACAUGCGGCAUCCGCUCACAGGGGGCGGCAUGACCGUUGCGUUCAACGACGUCGUUGUCCUGCAGGAUCUCCUGCGCGAGGUGGACGACCUCGGUGACUGGCGCGAGAUCUCGCAUGUACUGCACCGGUGGCACUGGCGGCGGAAACAGUUCGCGUCGACUAUCAACAUUCUCAGUGUAGCAUUGUAUGACCUUUUUGGAGCCGAUGACGAGGCCCUCGAGGUUCUGCGGAUGGGCUGCUUCAAGUACUUCGAGCUUGGCGGUGACUGCGUCCGCGACCCCGUAUCUCUCCUUGCCGGGUACCAUCGAGCAAUCGACGCUCAUGCUCGCGCGUCACUUUUCGCCGUCGCUCUGUACGCCAUCUGGGCGAUGUUCACCCACCCGCGGCGGAUCGUCGUCGACGAGAAGGCGGUCUACGUCAAGCCGGGCUUCGAGGAGUACCCCAUGUUAUUCGUCAAGUGCAUCCGCGUGUUCUGGACGGCGUGCGUGGUGUUCCUGCCGCUUGUGUGGACGGAGAUUCGGUGGUGGUAAGCACCUAGACCACAUCAUAGAAUGAGAUCUAGAGGGGGUUUGCUCUGCACGCGUACAUGGUAGAAUACUUGUUCGUUUUAGUUGUUGUCGAUACCGGGCGCGCCGUUGCUCCAUCUUUCAUGGACUAUGACUUAUAUUCUUGCUUCUGACGAGGAGUAGAUUUCCGUCUCAUAUACAUAUAGACUUGCACACCGGACGAGACAUCAGACGGGCUUCGAAGCUCGCGGGAAGGACGCGUCGCGACGCGCUGGCCAGUGAGUCAUGUG
Molecule: messenger RNA, 2161 nt
Organism: Fomitopsis serialis
Lineage: Eukaryota; Fungi; Basidiomycota; Agaricomycetes; Polyporales; Fomitopsidaceae
Product: squalene epoxidase
Exons: 5
Coding region: 429-1895 (488 amino acids)
Biological process (GO): ergosterol biosynthetic process
Cellular component (GO): membrane; endoplasmic reticulum
Molecular function (GO): squalene monooxygenase activity; flavin adenine dinucleotide binding
Source: RefSeq, a predicted model, not a curated record